Messenger RNA from Plasmodium relictum, 732 nucleotides. Its product is annotated as Plasmodium exported protein, unknown function. Lineage: Eukaryota; Apicomplexa; Aconoidasida; Haemosporida; Plasmodiidae. The record is from RefSeq and is a predicted model, not a curated record. The coding region runs from base 1 to 732 and encodes 243 amino acids. The transcript has 2 exons.
AUGCAAUCUAAUAAUAUCACAAAUAACUUGAGUAAAGGAAUUUUAGCUAGUAGUAUUUUGAUUAGGAAUAUUAUUUCUGCUUAUUCAUCAGAAAAUCAAAGUAAAAUAUAUAAAAAGAGGAAUUACACAAAUCCUUCUUUUUUUAGAUAUUUUCACUUAACACUUAUAUUUCUUUUGUGUCUUCUAGCACAAUGUUCAUUGAAAUCACAAAAUAAAGUUUGUUCUAAGAUAUAUCUAAAAAGUAAUUAUUCAAGAAAAUUAGAAGAACAUUCUAGUAAUCAAGGAUCUCAUACAGAAAGAGAAUAUAUUCAGGCAGAACGAGAGAACUGGGAUAAUGUUAUGAAGAAUAUAAGUAAAACUUGGAAUUUGGCAAAGGAGAAAAUGGUUAAUCUAUGGAAUCAUAGAAGAGAACGUUAUAAAUACAAUAGAUGGAUGAAUCAUAAUAUGGAAAAUACAAUGAAAAAAAUGGAUAUGGAAUACCAACAAAACAUGGAUAGUUAUAAAGAUGAUUAUUUCCAUUUUACCUGGAUUUUAGAAAAAGGUACUGCUGAUAAAAAUCAGAGGCAUAGAUUAUGGAUGCAAUUUAUGGAAUUAAAGGAGGAUUACAAGGAAUUUACGGAAAAGUGGAUAAGAGAAAAACAAAAAGAAUGGGAAAGAAAUUUAAUGAUGGUAGAAGAAUAUGUGCAACAUAAACCUGAAAAUAGAUCUGAUGAAAAUUGGGACUCAAUGUAA